Messenger RNA from Vanessa atalanta (red admiral), 1850 nucleotides. RefSeq names its product putative hydroxypyruvate isomerase (gene Gip). The transcript has 4 exons. Bases 346 to 1128 code for a protein of 260 amino acids. Gene Ontology annotation, biological process: glyoxylate metabolic process. NCBI's taxonomy places the organism in Eukaryota, Metazoa, Arthropoda, Insecta, Lepidoptera, Nymphalidae. The record is from RefSeq and is a predicted model, not a curated record. Gene Ontology annotation, molecular function: hydroxypyruvate isomerase activity.
UCAAAUAUCAAUAUAAAUAUAGUUGUAAACUUACAAUUAAUAAAAAUAUAGUUAAUGUAGUUGUUUAAGUUAUAUAUGUAUUUAUAAAUAUAUAAUGUGUUUCAUUUUAAAUUUUCUAUGUUGUCGGCCGAGUUAACCGCAUAAGUAACUUUCAUAGCACACUUGCUUGACAUAACAAAUUGAUAAGAGCUUGAUAACAAUAUGUUAUCGGAAAUUUUAUAAUAAAAAUAGUCGUUGAAAUCUUAUAUAUACACUUAAUUCAAGCAAUUACCUUUUAUUUAGUUACGCAUCCUCUUACAACUGAAAUAUUAUUUACAUCGAAACUAACAACGAAAAUUUAUUAAAAUGAAGUUUUGUGCGAAUCUUGCAUUUAUGUUUACGGAAAGCUCAAGUAUAUUAGAAAGAUACGCUCUAGCAAAAGAUGCGGGGUUUAGAGCAGUGGAAUCUGGAUUUCCUUUGGGUUACUCUUUGGAGCAAGUUAAACAAGCAAAAGAAAUGGCUGGUAUUGAACAAGUAUUAAUUAAUCUCAAGACAGGAGACGUAACUAAGGGGGAAUUAGGAGUAACUGCUGUACCAGGCAAAGAAAAUGAAUUCAAAGACAAUUUAAAGUCAACUAUUGACUAUGCAAAAGCUCUUGGUGCCCAAAAAAUUCACAUUAUGGCUGGAAAAUUGGAAAAUGUAUCCUCUGAAAAUUGGACAACUUAUGAAAAUAACUUGAAAUAUGCAGCAAGUGUUUUGAAGAAUGAAAAUAUAUUAGGUGUCAUUGAACCUAUAAAUCAACACUCUGUGCCUAAAUAUUUCUUAAGUGACUUUCAGAAAGCUGUUGAUAUAAUCAAAAGGAUAAACAGUGACAAUCUAAAAUUGCAAUUGGACAUUUUCCACCUGCAACAUAUCUGUGGUGAUCUCUCAUACAAUAUCAAGAACCUAAUGCCAUACGUGGGUCAUGUGCAGAUAGCUCAAGUCCCAAACCGUAACGAACCAAACACACCAGGAGAAAUCAACUACAAGUACAUACUUGAGCACUUGCAGAGAUGUGGCUACAAUGACUGGAUAGGCCUUGAAUAUAAACCAGCUGGCAACAGUAAAGAGGGACUCAAAUGGGUCAAAGAAUAUGGAUACACUUUGUGAUGUAAAAAGAAUAUGUUGUAAAUAUGUUUAUAUGAAAUACUGGUGAGAAUUCUGUAAAUAAAACGAAUUUCUAGUAGUUGGUUUGUAAUAUUAAAAAAACUCAUAAUUAACACAAGCCAUAAAUAACAUUUAUACAUUUUGAAAUUGUUGUACCCAAUAGUGUUUUUUGACUCCAUCUAAGGACAGUCUUUCUUUGCUGGUAUGUCGUAGAAGCUGGAAAAAAAUCGAAAUUAUUAUAAUAUUUUAUUUGAUAUAAAAAACCCCACUGGCAUUUACAAAAACAAGAAAAAUCGAUGCUAGUAGACUAGUACAGUAGGAUACAAUAUGCAAUUACAACUAUUUAUACUUUUUAAAUUAACAAAACUACAUUUUAAGAAUGAUAUUAUAAAAAUUAACCAUCUAUACAAAACCUAAAUAUUCCAUUAAAAAAGUAUCUAAAAUACCUUCGAAAUGAGGUCCUUAGCUCCUUCAGGUACAUGUUCUGGGUAUGUCAUAUCUAGUGUUAAAAUCCUUGCAUAUGUUUUGUCUUGGCCUUCACUUUCAAAGGGUGGUUUUCCGACUAAGAACUCAUAGAGUAAUACACCGAUACACCAGUGGUCAACAGAUACAUCAUAAACCUCUCGUCUGAUCAUCUCUGGUGGUAGAUAAUCAAGAGUUCCACACAUAGUUUUUCGUCUGUAAAAGUUUAUUUAGUUUUGAAGAUAUGAUGAUAAUAAUUAGUA